Molecule: messenger RNA, 874 nt
Organism: Zingiber officinale
Lineage: Eukaryota; Viridiplantae; Streptophyta; Magnoliopsida; Zingiberales; Zingiberaceae
Exons: 4
Coding region: 260-874 (204 amino acids)
Biological process (GO): regulation of transcription by RNA polymerase II
Cellular component (GO): histone deacetylase complex; chromatin
Molecular function (GO): chromatin DNA binding; histone H3K9 demethylase activity; transcription coregulator activity
Source: RefSeq, a predicted model, not a curated record
AACUUAAAGGCUUUGAUCAUUAAGUCCAUGAUGCUUCCUUCCAACAUGUUGAUAACCAUGCUAAUUGAAGGCCUAUUUUCUGGCUUUAUCUGUAUGCACCAUAAACCCAUUAUCAUCAUCUUUUUUGCAAUUUCUUUAGUCUUAGGAUUAGCAUCAGUCUCAGGACUAACAAGACUGGUAUCAGGAGUGACCAAAUCAUAGUACUUAUCAAAAUUAUCAUAAACCCAGUCUGGUGUUAGAUUGGGUUUAUGACAAUUUUAUGUGCAUAUGCAAUUUGUAUCAUCUUCAGGAACUGGCAAAUGGUCAAAACAAGUUUAAUAAUAAGGAGCACACAUAUAGCUUGAUAUCUGAAUUGCUUCCCGUGCUGAAACAUAUCUAUCAGAACCAAUUAAAUGAACUGGAAGUAAAGCAAGGGGAUCAAGAAGGUGGAUUUUCUGGUGUACUUCUUCGAGUAUAUGAGCCUCACAAUGAGCUUGUUAACUGUAAUUAUUGCAGGACUUCACUAGUGGAUUUUCACAGAAGUUGCUCAAAUUGCUCUUACAAACUUUGCUUAGAUUGUUGCGGAAAGAUAGUAAAGGGAUCUGCUUCUCAGACACCUACAAUUGAUUCCUCCAAGGCUGGUAGGAGACAGAGGGCAAAGAAGUAUGUCAUCAGAGAAAUUGUUGGGAAAAGAUGGAGACGUUCCACAAGCGAGCGACCAGAUAACUCAUCUUUAUCCACCGUUGAAUAUGAUAGCAAGGCUAAGAAUCAUGGAAGCAACAUUCCUUGCCCACCCAAGGAAUCUGGAGGUUGUGGAAACGGUCUUCUUAAGUUAAGUUGUAGUAUACCAUUUGUUUGGUCUAAAACGGACUUCUCUUCUCUCUUUCAACUAUGA